AUGCAUGUCAGAGUCCGAUAUUUUGGUGAGCCAGACAAAAUAGUUGUCGUUGAGUCUAGGGUUACCAAGAUAAAUCAAUUUCGUCGAAUAAUUUUUGAAAAGUUCGGAGUUGAACCGAAGUUGCAACGACUUUUCUACGGAGGGAAAGUGCUUGAAGAUGGUUAUACAUUCCACGAUUAUAACAUUAGACUCAAUGAUGUGGUACAACUUAUGGUUAAACAGUCAAGCGAUGUAAUCCCCAAUGAUUGUGAUAUUACAAAUGAAGACAGUUCGUCAAAGAAAACAGAAAAUGAGGUGAAAUAUGAAGAUGCUACUAGUAGGUUGUAUGUAAUUGAUGAUCUGGUAGACAUCAGAGAUAGGGAAGAAGGUGCCUGGUUUGAAGGGAGAAUAGUGAGGAUAGUAUAUGACCCAAAAUUUUCCAUUGUACCUGAAAAUCAAGAGAUAGUUGAAAGUGAUAACAACAUUGGAAGUGUUGAUCAGCCUCCACUUGAGGCAGUAGAAGCACAGAGUAGAAGCAGCAUGGUACAGAAUGACAGCACUAGAAAGGAAGAGGAAAAUCAUUUACUGUUUGAAGUGCAGUUGGACAAUGAUUCCAGUUUACAUUUUUGUAAGAAGAAAGAAAUAAGACCCAGAGCAAGAACAGUUAUUGAUGUGAAGCAUUUGAAGGCGGGGCAGACAGUCAUGCUUAAUUAUAAUAUCAAUGAACCUUCAGAGAAAGGCCUUUGGUAUGAUUUUAAAGUUGCUGAAGUGAAAAAACUAAGGCGAAGAUAUCAAAUAAUAGGGACGUUGUAUUUAGGGAAAGAAGCUAUACCACAGAACGAUACCAAAGUUAUAGUUCACGAUAAAAUAUAUACUAUAGAAGAAGUUGUGCCUUUAAGCCAAAGAUCUGAAGAGUACAAGGAUUCGAUAUCCGUAGCGCCUGAACCAAGAUCCAAGCCGCUGAAAUGUACUGCGUGUCGUGACAAUGAAAAAGUGAAUUGUAAGGAGUGCGGCUGCCAUCAUUGCCAUAAAAAAGAUUCUCCGGGUGAUAUACUUCUGUGCGAUGAAUGCGAUUAUGGAUACCACAUGAAGUGUCUGGACCCACCGUUAACAAGUGUUCCAGAAGACGACUGGUACUGUCCAUCUUGCAAACGAGAUGCCAACGAAGUGGUCGCUCCCGGUGCGGCGAAACAAACGAAAAAGACCAUAAUAACUAACAGGGAUUGGGGAAGAGGCAUGGCAUGUGUUGGUAAAACAAAAACGUGCACAAUGCCUCUGAACCACUUCGGUGCUAUACCCGGAAUCGAAGUUGGUAUGUGUUGGAGGUUUAGAAUACAAUUAUCAGAGUCAGGAGUGCACCGGCCUCCGGUCUCGGGUAUCCACGGGCGUGACGUAGAAGGCGCAUACAGUAUUGUCCUUGGAGGUGGAUAUGAAGACGAUUACGACAACGGCUAUGAGUUCACAUACACGGGCAGCGGAGGCCGAGAUCUCUCCGGCAACAAGCGAACGGCAGAACAGUCCUGCGACCAGACGCUUACAAGGGAGAAUAAGGCUUUAGCGAGAAAUUGCGCAGUGAAGACCAUAAGCGAAGACGGCGCCGACGCUGGUGACGCUUGGAAAGAGGGAAAGCCAGUUCGUGUCGCCAGAUCAUAUAAGAUGCUGAAGCACUUUCCCACAUACGCCCCUAAAGAAGGAUUCCGAUAUGACGGCAUAUACAAGGUCGUUAAGUACUACCCCGAAAAGGGACUUUCGGGGUACAUAGUUUGGAAAUAUUUAUUACAAAGAGACGAUCCUAAUCCAGCGCCAUGGGAACCCGACGCGAAACAGUUUCCCAUUAUUUAUCCAGAUGGUUAUUUGGAAGCAGCCGCCGAGAAAAAGGCUCUUAAAGAGAAGGGUAAAAAGGCCCAGGUCCCGAAAAAGAGGAGGUUAAAAGAAAAUACUUCAUCAGAUACGGAAUCCACGCCUAGCAAAAAGAGCAAAACAAGCACAGGAGCCAUUGAAAGCGGAAAAGGAAAGACCGCUUUAAAAGAAAAUAAUCAGGUAUCGGACACCAGGGCAAUCGUCUCUGAUGAAGAUGACACCAUGAAUACACCGAAAAGGAGUCGAGUGUCAGCGAAAGGUACAAUUCCUGCGAUGUUUAAUAAGGGGAAACGGAAGGAAGAAAAAUCGAUUUUAACCUCAGAAGAAACCGAUAUUAUAAAUGCAGACGUUUUGAACUCUAAAAUUUGGGCUGAUUGUAUUGACAGAUACAAGAAUUCUGCGAGAAAGGACUUUAUAGAACAAAUAACGCAAGAGUUUCUCUGUAUAAUAUGCCAAGGUGUCGUUGCAUCCCCGGUCACUACGCCCUGUUUGCAUAACUUUUGUAUGGUUUGCUUGAAACUCGCGUUCAAGUCGUCGGAGUCGCGACAGUGUCCUUGCUGCAGGAAAAACCUCGCCGACGUAGAACUGACCCCGAAUGAGCACCUCAAGAAUGCAUUAAGGGUAUUUCUCCCGGGAUACGACGUUGAUCACAUUGGAGGUACUCGCUUGUUUCUUUGUGCUGCUUGUGAUGUCGUAUUGACAAAUCGCUCCGAACUUAUUAGUACCAGAUUUACUGGAGCUACAGGGCGUGCCUUCCUGUUUCACAAAGUUGUAAACCUAGUCUACUCAGAGGUGCAAGACCGUGUGAUGUUGACCGGUAGACACAUGGUGCGUGAUGUUUCUUGCAAGAACUGUUGCACUAAACUUGGUUGGGUGUAUGAAUUUGCAACUGAAGAAAAUCAACGUUACAAGGAGGGAAGGGUUAUUCUGGAAAGGGCUCUUGUGAAUGAAGCAGAAGGAUUUGAAGAGAUUCCUGUUAAUAAUGAUGAUUAA
This is a messenger RNA of Leptosia nina, 2832 nucleotides long. NCBI's taxonomy places the organism in Eukaryota, Metazoa, Arthropoda, Insecta, Lepidoptera, Pieridae. The record is from the annotation of a GenBank genome assembly.